Molecule: messenger RNA, 1209 nt
Organism: Caenorhabditis briggsae
Lineage: Eukaryota; Metazoa; Nematoda; Chromadorea; Rhabditida; Rhabditidae
Exons: 6
Coding region: 1-1209 (402 amino acids)
Biological process (GO): protein deubiquitination; regulation of protein stability
Cellular component (GO): cytosol; nucleus
Molecular function (GO): cysteine-type deubiquitinase activity; cysteine-type endopeptidase activity
Source: RefSeq, a predicted model, not a curated record
AUGACAGUAAACAACGAGGGGUGGGGAGCGUUCAAAACCAACAAAUGGCUAUUCACCACUCCCUCAUCGUCAGGAGGCCGUCCGCAGACGCCCGUCUCGAAUUCAAGGGUUACAGAUGGCGAAAAUUCGUUAGAAACGCCAGUAAAACGCGCAAAUCGGCCUCGCACACUGUCGGAUCGCGGAAAUGAGAUUCUCGAUAAUCAUGAAGCAGUGAGAAGUCUCUAUGCAUGGACCUGGAAUGAGCUGAAAGAGAAUUAUCCAGAAAAAGGGAUCAACAAUCCAUCGGUGUUCUGCUACGCGAUCUCCUGCAUACAAUUGUUGUCGCAUGUGCCAGCGGUAGUGAGGUUUCUUCAAGAGCAUCGCUGUCAGGAUCACUUAUGCCUAGCCUGCUGCUGGAGGCGCUACUUCUUCCACGCCCAAGGCAAGUCCGCGCCUAUCGGCUGGUUCCCUGACGCCUUCAAAAAGGACAGAAAGUUCAACGCGGGGCUUCAAGAAGACGCUCACGACGCUCUUCUGGAAAUCCUGGCGAAACUCGACAAGGCAGCAGCCAAAAAUCCGCCACCUCUGAAGAAUCGAAAGCUCUCCGACGACCUGUUCGGCUACUCGAUUCGCAACGAGGUCCAAUGCAAGCGGUGCCAAUACAAACACGUCUAUUACGAGAAUAAUACCGUAAUGACUGUACGGAUGAUGAGAAAAGACCCCAGUGGACACCGGCACUCGAUCAAGGACCUCAUGAGGAAUCUAUUCAAUCCAUCGGUGAUCUCUGGAUACAUUUGCACCAAGUGCAAGAACAAGAACUACGAAGCGCCGGUGAAGCCGACGUUGUUGAGAGCGCCGCAAGUGCUGUUGCUUCAUAUAUCCAGAUUCUCGUAUGAUAAAGAAGCGCGGAAGAUUUCGAGACCCGUCACAUUGAAUGAAACCCUCGACGUCUCCUCCAUGGCGACAGCUAGUCAAUCGACAGUCUACAAGUUCUGCGGAGCCAUCAUCCAUGCCGGACAUCAGCUCGACUUUGGCCACUAUUGGUGUGUGACACGAUCGCGGCGAAAGGAGAACUCGCUGAUCACGUUGAAUGAUUCGCAGGUCUUCCAACACGCCUCUCUCCACGACCUCCCACAGUCCUACAUCGUCAUGUAUCGUCGUAAAGAGCAUCUGCCGACCGAGAAUCAGCCACAACCGACGGCUCCAAACAAUGAUAGAUCCAUGAUUUAA